AUGGACAAAUACCUGCGGCUAUGGCGACAGGAUGCCCUCAACAAGGGCCAGCAUGAAGCAGCCAUCUAUAUCGGUGACAAGGUUCUCGCUCUGACCAACAGUGACAGCGACGCCUUCUGGCUGGCUCAAGUGCACUUUGCUCAAAACAAUUUCACGCGAGCGCUUGCUCUACUGUCGAGGAAGGAUCUGAUACAUCGAAGCCUGUCCUGCCGGUACUUAGCUGCUCACUGUUACAUCAAACAAGGCAGAUAUGACCAAGCCCUCACGAUACUUGGACAAGACAACCCCAUCCACCUCAUCACGACCUCUCACAAUGCCAGGAGGAAACUAGCCCAUAUAAAUGGCCACUCGUCGAAGAAUAUUACACAGCGAGGGGUCAGGCCUCAAAGAGAGAGGAUAGAGCUCAGUGAAGAACGAGAGCGGGACCGAGAGUCAGAGAAAGAGCUGAAAUUCCAGGCCGGCAUGUGCUAUUUACGUGGCCUGUGUUUUGCGAAACGGAAUGCCUUUGAUCGGGCACGAGACUGCUACAAGGAUGCGGUCCGAAUAGACGUUCAGUGCUUCGAAGCAUUUGAUCAGCUCAUGAAGAACUCCCUGAUGUCCCCCGCGGAAGAGUUGGCAUUUCUUGAAGAACUGGACUUUGACUCGAUACGUAUUGAAGACCAGUCCCUUGCUCAGGAAGCUGCUCAUUUCACCAAACUCCUCUAUACCACUCGCCUGUCAAAGUACUCGGCGCCCGCGACGCUUGCAAACGCCACUGAGACUCUGUCUACUCACUACAACCUUGCGUCCAACCCAGACUUGCUCCUUACUCGGGCAGAAACAUUGUACACUCAAUGCCGCUUUCACGACGCCCUUUCUAUCACGACAAGCAUACUCAAUUCCCAGAACAGCUCUGACGGCGCCGUCGGCUCGUCCUCAAGCAGCACGAAUGCCUCUCUCGGGCACAGCCCUCGCCUUUACCCCUUACACCUUGCUGUUCUCUAUGAAACAGGGUCCCACAACACCCUCUUUCACCUUUCUCAUACCCUGGCGACGCAUGCUCCACACGAAUCCUAUACGUAUCUGGCGAUCGGCAUAUAUUAUCUGUCUACUUACCGCAUUGCCGAAGCCCGCCGAUUCUUCUCGAAGGCAUCCUUGAUGGAUCCACAUUCUGCAGCGGCCUGGAUUGGGUUUGCUCACACUUUUGCUGCUGAGGGGGAACAUGAUCAGGCCAUCGCUGCAUACUCCACCGCCGCCCGAUUGUUCCAAGGCAGUCAUCUCCCUCAGUUAUUCUUGGGGAUGCAGCACCUCGCUCUCAACAAUAUGCAGCUGGCGUGGGAAUACUGCUUGGCGGCUUUCGAAAUGAGUAGUGGGGCAUUGAGAACUGGCCCCAAUGACGACCUUGGUAAUCGGAUCUUCAGCAACAGCGCCAGUCUCGGCGGCGAUCCUCUAGUACUUAACGAGAUCGGCGUCAUUUUAUAUCAUCAAUCGAACCUAACAGCCGCCGCAAAGUUGUUUCACAAGUCUCUUCAGCUGGCUUCAGAGUUGGGCUGCAAUAUGACUGCAUGGGUGGCUACUAGAGCAAAUCUUGCACAUUCACUGAGGCGGAUGAGCAGAUUUGAAGAAGCUCUGUCAGAGUUUGAUGAAUGUCUUCGAACAGCCACGGGUGGGGCUGCUCCCGCGUCGGCAUAUGAGCCGGGACAUGGCAUGAGCGCCUUUGCCCAUCUGAGUCUCGCGGGAACCAGCACAGGGCUCAGUUCCACUGGUGCAGCCAGUGGCUACGAUGAGCGAAACCUCAUUGGCAGCAUUCAUACCAGCCGAGGCUUGGUGUUGUUGAGUCUGGUCGGCCGUACCAAGGACGCAGUAAUGGCUCUCCACGAAGCCGUACGCGUGCUUGGCGGAGACGCUGGCGGAGGCGGCGUUGCUGGGACUCUCCUCAGUCGCGCUAUGGAAUUUUGGUCGCUUGAGGAAGAUCAAAACUCUGAGGAGCUGGAAGACACCACACGGCAGGGGCCUUUGGGACCCCCAGCAGCGAAGUUCGGGCCGCGAUCGCGGCGGAGAGGGAAAGAAGCUGAUACUGGUCCGACUUCGACGAGACACACGAGCAACGAACAGAGAAUUGAGCAACGAAUGGAUGCGCAUGCUGAUGAGAUCUUGGAUGCUGCUUUGGGCGCUGCCAGAUGA
Cladophialophora yegresii CBS 114405 is the source of this 2163-nucleotide messenger RNA. RefSeq names its product anaphase-promoting complex subunit 6. Gene Ontology annotation, molecular function: protein binding. The record is from RefSeq and is a predicted model, not a curated record. Gene Ontology annotation, biological process: cell division. The coding region runs from base 1 to 2163 and encodes 720 amino acids. NCBI's taxonomy places the organism in Eukaryota, Fungi, Ascomycota, Eurotiomycetes, Chaetothyriales, Herpotrichiellaceae. The transcript is spliced from 2 exons.